Messenger RNA from Ruditapes philippinarum (Manila clam), 1202 nucleotides. RefSeq lists its product as uncharacterized. The coding region runs from base 152 to 715 and encodes 187 amino acids. The record is from RefSeq and is a predicted model, not a curated record. The transcript has 2 exons. NCBI's taxonomy places the organism in Eukaryota, Metazoa, Mollusca, Bivalvia, Venerida, Veneridae.
CAUUUGUUGCCGAUAAACUUAGUUUGGUUUCAAACCCGUUUUGUAAACCCUACAUUUGUUUUUCAGUUUUUCACUUAAACUAAAACUGAUUUAGUUGUUUUUAGAAGCGGAAACAAGAACCGGUUUCGCAAACUGACCAAACUGCCUCCAGAUGCAGUUUGAUCGGUUUAGGUUGUCCGAACAUACAUGCACUUUCCUGGAAAAAUGGCGGCAGCCAAACAUGAAGGAAUGUUGGACCAACAUUCAAAUCGUAUCACAGAACGAAUUAUUGCAAAGCCCAAGUUUUCAGUGGACGAGACCUGCUGUUCUUAGGUUAAUAGCACUUUAUAAAGAGAAUGAAGCAAAAUUUCAGAAACCAGCUAUUAAGAAAAAGACAGUUUGGCAAGAAAUUGCAAACAAAAUUACUGAACACCUGUUACCAGUAACAUGGCAGCAGUGUGAACAAAAAUGGAAAAACAUGACAAAAGCAUACAGAGACACAAUCGAUAAUAACCGAAAAUCUGGUGCUGAUAGAAAGGAAUGCCCUUUCUUUAAAGAAAUUGGAGAAAUAUAUGGGUACAGACCAAAUGUUACUCCAUUACAUUGUGAAGGAUCAAUGGCUGAAGCUGGUGAAAGUGAAUCUAGCACAGGUAGUGAAGAACCAGGAGCUUCUACAUGUAGUUCACCAAUCAAGAAAAAAAGCAGAAAACAAGAAAAAACAAAACCGAUACAGUAAUACAGUUAAUAGAAGAUAUGAAAGAAAAGAAAAGGGAGUUAAUAACUGAGAUAAGAAAGCAACAUGAAGAUAGAAUGACAACUGAAAAACAGAAAAUUGAACUUUUGUCAAAAUUACUGAAAGAUUGAAGUUAAGAAAGCUGGACAACAGUAUUGCUUGUUUUAAAAUGCUCAGCACCUAGAACUGAUUGCGUUUUAAUAUGCUCAGCACAUAAAAUGGUAUGGAUUGCUUGAAAAUGCUCAACACUUAGAACAGUACAGCUUGUUGAAAAACGCUCAACAUAAAGAAGAGUAUCACUUAUUCGAAAGUAAUUUACACAUAUAACAGUAUCACCUGUUUGAAAUUGAUCAACAUGUAGUACGCAAUCACUUGAUUAAGUAUCAGUUUGCUGGAUUGUUAAUGUGCUAAUUCAUUCUGUUUUGGAAGUUCUGUCUGAAGAACAGACAUUAGUGUUUUGAAAUUUAUAAAACCUUACUCAGUUUUCUUG